Molecule: messenger RNA, 3129 nt
Organism: Arachis stenosperma
Lineage: Eukaryota; Viridiplantae; Streptophyta; Magnoliopsida; Fabales; Fabaceae
Product: TPR repeat-containing thioredoxin TTL1-like
Exons: 7
Coding region: 525-2657 (710 amino acids)
Cellular component (GO): cytoplasm
Molecular function (GO): protein binding
Source: RefSeq, a predicted model, not a curated record
GCAGCAGGCGAAGGAAGAAGGGGAAAGAGAGGAAAAAAAGAAAAAUAAAAAAAAAACACAAAACCUGGUUCUUUUUUCUCUCUUCUUCUUCUUUCUCCUCUCUUCUCAUUCUUCUUCUUCUUCCUCUCUCUCUCUCUUUCUCUCAUCACUGCGAUGCUAAUUUCUUUUUCACACUCUCUCACUAGAAAAAAAAGAGAAAAAUCAAAGAUAUAGUUUUUAUUUUUUCUCUCUCUAGCUAGGACACUUCACAUUCAUUCUUUGCUUGCUCCUUUUAUAUCACGAGAUCCCCAUCUCUUUCUCUCUUUCCUUUCUUUCUCCUUCUUCACAUUCAUGUCUUGUUCUUGUUCUUGUUCCAGGCCUCUGAAACUCGUGCUUCUUCACUCUCUGUAGCUUCUUCAUUUUCGCACAUUGCAGUUUGAGAGAGAGAGAGAGAGAGAGAGAGAGUGGAAAGAGGGGAAAAGAGAGGUUCGAGAAAGUUCCAACUUUGAGGCCAUAUUCAGAAACCAUUCAGCUCGCCCUUCACAAUGUCGCAUCCGGGGAAGCCCGUUACCGAGUUGGAUUCGGUCACUGACCGAUUCCGUGACUCACUGAGUUGCGAGGCCGCCAGUCGAGACGCUAACAAACCAGAUUUCCGCGAACUCGAUCUGGGCUCGCCAGUAUCGCCGCUUCGUACGGCUCACCACGCAGUCGGCGCCGCUGGAAACGGAGGACCCGCCGCCAGUAGCAGCUCAAGCUCAUCCGGAUCCUUCUCGGGUCGAACCAACCCGGUUUCCAGAAGAUCCGAUUCGGGACACACCAACAGCAACGGCAACAACAACCACUCUGGCGAGCUUUCUGGUUCAAGUGAGAACAGCCCAACCGCAACCGGCGGCGGGAACACUCGGAUCCUGAAACCGGGUCAAGCGAGAUCUGAUUCAAUCUAUUCAGGUCAGAACGGAGGCUCCUCCUCCUCUUCCUCCUCAGCCGUGAAUUCGCCGCCGCUGAACGUCCUCCCCACCGGAAACAUCUGUCCCUCCGGUAGGAUCGUGAAGACAGGCAUGGCGGCGAAUCGGAGCUCGAGGAGCGACGUUUUGGGCUCCGGCAUGGGGAAUUACGGCCACGGAAGCAUAAUUCGCGGCGGCGGAAAGAGCGGCAGCAGCACGCCUGAUUCGCCAGGGAUCCCAAGCGUGCGGUCGAGCAGCGGCAUUGGCGGCGAAGGCAAUGUGGCGAAGAGGGGAGCGACGCAGGGUUCGGAUCCGGAGGAGCUGAAGAGAGCUGGGAAUGAGCAUUACAAGAGGGGCCACUUCGCCGAGGCAUUAGGGUUAUAUGAUCGGGCAAUUGCGCUUUCUCCGGCAAGUGCCGCCUACCGGAGCAACCGCGCGGCGGCCCUUACAGGUCUUGGGAGGCUAGGUGAGGCUGUGAGGGAGUGUGAAGAGGCUGUGAGGUUGGAUCCUAAUUAUGGCAGGGCUCAUCAUCGUUUGGCAUCUCUUUUCUUAAGGUUGGGGCAAGUUGAGAAUGCAAGGAAGCACCUUUGUUACCCUGGGAUGCAUCUGGAUGCGUGUGAGAUGCACAAGUUGCAAUUGGUUGAAAAGCAUAUUGCCAAAUGCGGAGAUGUAAGGAGGAUUAGGGAUUGGGAAAGUGUUGUUAGAGAAGUUGAUGCUGCUAUUGCUGCUGGAGCUGAUUCUUCUCCUCAGCUCUUUAUGUGUAGAGCAGAAGCACUGUUGAAGUUACACCAAAUUGACGAUGCAGAAUCAAUUUCGAUACAUGUACCCAAAUCGGAGCCACUUACUAUUUCCUCUUCUCAAGCUAAAUUUUUUGGAAUGCUUUCUGAAGCUUAUGUGUAUUUCGUGAGAGCUCAGAUUGAGAUGGCAUUGGGAAGGUUUGAGAAUGCAGUUAAAGCAGCCGAGAAAGCCAGUCAAAUGGACCUCCGUAACGUUGAAGUUGCUGUUUUGGUGAACAAUGUGAGGAUGGUGGCGAGAGCUCGAGUGCGUGGCAAUGAUCUUUUCAAAUCAGAAAGGUUUACCGAAGCUUGCUCCGCAUAUGGAGAUGGUUUGAGGCUUGAUCCUUCAAAUUCAGUUCUAUAUUGCAACAGAGCAGCUUGUUGGUUUAAGCUUGGGCAAUGGGAAAGAUCAAUUGAAGACUCCAAUGAUGCUUUGAAAAUCCAACCUAACUACACUAAAGCUCUUCUUCGAAGGGCCGCAUCAAACAGUAAGCUUGAAAGGUGGGAAGAGGCAGUCAAGGACUAUGAGGUCUUGCGGAAAGAACUUCCAAAUAACAAUGAAGUUGCUGAAGCUCUUUUCCACGCACAAGUUGCAUUGAAGAAAUCUCGUGGGGAAGAAGUAUAUAAUUUAAAAUUCGGCGGUGAAGUGGAACAAGUGUCGGGUCUUGAGCAGUUUAGAGCUGCAAUAACUUUACCAGGUGUUUCUGUUGUCCAUUUUGAAAUUGCAUCUAACUCGCAAUGCAAGCAAAUAUCGCCCUUUGUGGAUACACUAUGUGGUCGAUAUCCAUCCAUCAACUUCCUCAAGGUGGAUAUUCAAGAAAACCCAACCGUUGCAACUGCUGAGAAUGUUAGGAUCGUACCAACCUUCAAGAUAUACAAAAACGGCAGCCGAGUGAAGGAAAUCGUGUGCCCCAGUCGCGAUAUGUUGGAACAUUCCGUGAGGCAUUACAGUUUUUAGAAUUCAUGACUUUGCACUUGCUUCUGCAUUUCCCAUGUUCUUGCUACUGCCCAAAACCUCCGUUCAAACUCUCCGGUCCCAACUACGGUUCUUCCAGUCUCUUUGAUCCCAUCAUAAAAGCGAUCUCCCGAUACCUGUGACAUAGUCGAUAAAACCAAGAUAAUAAUAUCUCUUUAGCAGUCAAAUGCCAUUGGAACCCAGAGAUAUAGUCUUAGUAGUACCCUUUUGGAGUUCUUAUUUAUUCAUUCAUUCCCCAUUGCUCUUUGGUUCCAUGCUCCUCCCAAAUUCCCUUGGUCAAUUUUCUUUCUUUUUUACUAGGUCAGCACUUCUUGUAUCAUCAGUUUCUUUAAGGUAAAAAAAAUGAAAAAAAAAGGAAAAAAAAAAGGAAGAAGAGGAUUUUAUGUCUGUACAAUUGAUUUAAUUAUCAUUUUUAAAUUACCUUCUAAGAUAGACAUAUAUAUAUAUAUAUAUA